AUGUCCAUAGUGUAUUUUAAUAUGGGUUCAUCAAAAAAAGCUACGGCAACGUCACUGCUGAUGAACCCUUGGGUCGUAUUGUUAAUUACGAUCGCAGUGCGUGUUAUCGCUUCGCUAAGCUACGACAUGCUUGAAGGGUCUGUGGAUGAGCCUUUAAUGUUUCACCCGCCACGGAAGAUUACCCUGAGUUCCGAACCUCCCGGAUCUAAGCUCGAGCUGCACAGCUUUGCCUAUCACGCCGUCAACGGCGAAAGAACUGCAGCUCAGUCACUGCUUCGAUUUGCUAUCGUUUCUGCCCCUUUGGAUGCAGCGGUGUGGCGUGAUAUAGCAUUUUUUCGCGCACGCUUUCCCGACGCUGGGAUUCCCUAUCACUUGCUCUCUGUUGCUCCGUGGUACACACGGUAUUUACCGCCUUUUCUGGCAUUCCGUCCGUGGCCGAUGCUGUGGCUUAGCCUGUGCGAUGGUUUGACAGCUUUUUUGAUGGCUGGCUGGCCCUCCUGUACGUCAGCUUUGCUCUAUGUUGGUUUUGUUCUCAACCCAUUGAUGUUUCUGCCCACCGUGUGCGAGUCUAUUAUGCCGCUAGAGUGGUUCCUGUUAGCAAUCACAGUGGAAGGGUGCCGAUGCCGACGACGAAAUAUUUGGAUCUUCCUUCUUGCGCUGUUGGCGUCUGUUGUUCUCGGUAGCAGCUUUUUAGGGGUUCUUGUGAUGUUGCUCUAUCCGAUUGGUACGAGUAGCCGCUACGUGCAAAGGUGCUCGGCGGUAGCCUUCUGUUUCUUGGUGGGCAUCUAUGCGUUGCUCUAUCAUUACUAUACUGAAGAAACUUUUAAACAUUCUUCUACUUUCGCUCCUCCUGACCAUAGCACAUUGUGGUAUGUACGACAGGCUGCUUUUCUGUCCCUUGAAAGAUGUCUUGAAAUAACCUUUAUUAUAUUGCCAGCUGUGAUUCUACUUCCUACCACAAUGGCGAUUCCACCGUUUGCUAUCACAGAAAUAUCUUCCUCCAAACACAUUCCACUCGUUGCGGAUGUAAAGGUAUCUUUGCUUGGCAUCGCGAUUGGCAUCUCUGUGCUCUAUCGCAACUCUUUUACGAUACCCUUCUGUUGCCUUGUGGUGCUUAUUAUGUAUUCUAACCUGAGAAUUACCGGUGCCACAGGUGAACCCGCGGCGCUCACACGAAACAGCGUCGAUAGUUUUAAGAGUCCUGUUAAGCACUCGUACGGCUCUAGACUGGAUAUGUUUGUUCCUAUUUACGGGUUUCUCAUUACGGUGCCGGCAGUGUGGGGUUUUUAUCUUGCUUAUGGUAUAUGGGAAGUGCUUAAUAUGAAUUGGAUAUUUUUUUUCAACAUGUCAUUUCUAUUCUGUUGUGUGGCAUAUUUGUACAUUUGGAUGAAUGCUAUUAUCUCUGACAUUAUUGAACGGAAAGCUAAUGAAAAGCCCGAAGCCAUAUAG
Messenger RNA from Phytomonas sp. Hart1, 1449 nucleotides. The record is from the annotation of a GenBank genome assembly. NCBI's taxonomy places the organism in Eukaryota, Euglenozoa, Kinetoplastea, Trypanosomatida, Trypanosomatidae.